AUGAUAGUUUUCACAUUUUUUCGAGAUAGGCAUGUGAAGAAAUUUUACCAAAUUUGUUGAAAUUAAAAAAAAAAAAAUGUUGAGUCGCUUCUGCAAUCCAUCACUAAAACUCGCGCAUUUUGCGUAUACAUUGAACAAUGUAAAUUUUCAUCGAGUGCCACAAUUGAGUUAUUCGGAACAGAAAAGUAAUUAUGCAAGGUCUAUACCUGGUGCCAAAUAUAACCGACCGUUGGAUUUGGUGAGCUUGUUAAGAGAUUUUAAGGUACGUGUGGAGAAUAAAAAUCCACUGACCCAGCAAGACUUGGAAACUCUGGUCCAAGUGAUAAAAAAGCAAAAGGUUGACAAUGAACAAGCAAAGGAAAUUUUCAAAAUUUGCGCCCAUGGUCGCAUUGAUGUGAGCCUGGACAAAAUUGUAUUCAACAUUUGGGAACUGUUCAAGGAUCAAAAGAACGCUUUUGACAUCCACCAUUACAAUUAUUUGUUGCAAUUUGCAAAACGUAAAAGCGAUUGCGAACAAAUGCAACAAUUUUUUGAAGAAAUCCGCGCGAAUAAUUUAAAACCGAAUUUCACUUCUUACCAGUGUUUGCUCGAGACAUAUUGUAAAGCGGGAAAUAUGGAAAAAGCCGUCGAUAUUCUGGAUAUGAUGGACAAGGACAGCAUGCACCUUAGCGAAAGAGCAUACAACAAUUUGAUUGAAUGUCACAUUAUUUGCGGAGACAUCGAAAAUGCGAAUGCAAUGAUGUCAUCUCUAAACGAACAGAAAUUCAAAGUAUCUUACCCAACAUUGAAUGCAUUGCUGACCCAUUAUUGCAAGAGUGGUGAUUGGGAAAACAUUCAAGCAACACUGGAAAAAAUGAAAGCGGAAAAUAUGCAGGUGGCGAGUCGAGAUAUUUUGAAUGCAACAUGUGAAUUGAUAGCCAAUGGUCAUGCGGAUAAAAUCGAUUCAAUGAUUGAACACGUGAAAUCCAGCGUUGUAUUGCAACGAUCAAUUAAAAAUGUCAUCACAACAUUCGUUGAGAAAAAACAAUCAGCAAUUUUGCCGUUAAUCAUUCAAAAAUUUUCUACCGACACCGAAUCAAAUUAUAAACAUUUAAUCGAAGAAAUGGUACGAUUGUCGGCAUCUUCGGAAGAAUUUGAUGAAACAAUAAAAGCCAUUGAAGCAAAUGGUUUAUCAUUUGAAAAACAUUUCCAUAUUUUCGAGCCGGGUUUCGAAAGUUCGUCGGAAAUCUUAAUUUCCAAACUAUUGAAUCAUGUAAAAGCGUCGGGCAAGAAAGUGUCACAAAGUUUGUUUGAAAAAAUGUUUGAAGCGGCUUCGAAAAUUGGUCCCGAACAUGUAUUGAAAUUGGUGGAUUUGAUGUGCGGUGAUUUCAAAAUUCGUCCACAGAUCAGUUUCGUUCGCGAUUUCAUUUUACCCGGUUUGAAUGCAAAAGAGGAUCCAAUUGGUGCUUACGCCAAAUUACAAACGACUAAAAUUUACAUGCGCAGCGUUGUGAUGGCAUUGGCGAAUGUGAGUUUGAAUAAAGGCGACUUCAAAACAGCACACGACUUUUUAAUCAGCAUGGAUGGAUAUUAUAAUACCGAUAUCAUCAAACGACCACUGAUUAAAGCGUUUACAACAACCGGCGAUGUUCGAAAUUUUGUGUUGCUUGUACGUGUGAUUUAUGACAGUUUGGUGCAUUUUGAUCAAUUCAUAAGAAAUGAAAACAAAACCACUGAAACGAAAGACAUGAAAAAAGCAUUUGCAGCUGAAAUGUUGUCGGCAGCAAUAACCCAAAAAGGAUACAAUCCAGAGUUAACAAAAUCACUAUUACUCUUGUUCGUUGAAGAAGGUUUAACCAUAACACCAAAGGCGGCAGAUACCAUUCGGCAUCAACUUAAAGAUAAUAGUGAAUCCGAAAUUGAUAGUUUGCUCGAAAAAUUGAGCAGAGAAGAGCUUGAAUUGAAACCGAUAACAAAUGUCAAAAAAUCGUCUAUUUCGAGACAAAUCAAUUCGAUUGAUUUGCAAAAUAUUCUGCAAGCGAGAAUAUCAAAAGGCCACAACGUGGCAUCGACGGAAAAGCUAUUAUUCCUUGCUUAUAUUCGUGAAGGAAAUGUGAAAGACAUUGAGCCAUUGCUAGCCAAAGGCUCAUUUAGUCUCACAAAUGCUGAUUAUGCUCAACUGAUCAACCUAUACACGAGUUUCGGCUAUUUGGAAAAUGCUUUGAACACUUUGCAACGUGUUUGUGAAAAUAAUGAGUCAUUCAAGUUAGAUGCAACGAAGGUGGGAAAGCUGGUCACAUUGAUGUUUAAGGAAAAUAAAAAUUUCGAUGAAAUCGAAGCCAUUUUAAUUGCACAUGGUCCACCCAAAUGUGGAAAUCGAGUGUUAAUUUUUGAAAAGCUGCUCGAAAAUCUUGCAGAUAACAGCUCGCAGCAAUUGGUCAAUAGACUAUUUGACACUCUUGUAAAACAUAAUUAUGUUCAGCCAUCAAAACAAAUUUUGUCACCAUUAUUAUACGUUUACUUGAAGAAUGACAUGUGCGCUGAUGCCGUUGAACAGCUUGAAAAAAUCGCCGAUGAACAUAAAAUGGUUCCAAUGUCAAUGUUGGUAUUCAAAAAAUUGAUCGAACAGAAUGAAAUUGAUUUGCUGCAGCGCGCUUUUGAUGUAUAUGAAAAAGUUUAUAACGAAAGUAGUGCUUUGAGCCGCUUGGCAUUUGCAUUUGUCGAUUGUAAUCGGCCGGAUCAAGCGAGAGCAAUUUUUGAAAAUGAAGGCAUCAAAAAUAUCUCACAGCAAAUUACCAGAGAAUGCGCCAAAUAUGUCGAACGUGGUAAAAUUAGAGCGGCCAAGGCACUCCUUUCAGCCACACGAGGUUUAUAUUGCGAUCGCGACAUAAUCUACGAUUCACUUCUGAGCAUUUAUAUACAACAGAAUAAAGCACAUGAAGCUUUAGAAUUGUGGACCGAAAUUAACGAUGAAAUUGUACCAAAAAAAUCAUUCAUCGAAAAACUCUACAAUUUUUUGAAAGCAAACGAUGUGGAAAUUCCACACGAUUUGAAACCGAAAACAAUACCAAAUCAAAAAGUAGAUAAAAAUAAAGCCACAAAAUUAAAUAUUCGAAAAAUGUAAUAAAAAAAAUGUAGCAAUCCAGUUUAUUAAAAACAAAUUAUUACUUAAAAAUACUUUCAAAAUAAAUAAUAAUAGCCAAUAAAUUGUAUGAGUUGACUUUUGUUAAUUUUCCGAAUUAUACGCUACCGUAUUGGAUACAUCAACGAAUUGAGAAGAGACUACUUCAAAUUGAGCUUAAGGAUUACCUUAGAGUUCUAUAUUUCAAAAAAAUUAGAAAAAGAAUACAAUGAUAACUGUAAAUCUAUAAUAAUAUUGAGUUUAUUGCUACGAUUUUUAUAUUUUUUGGCAGUGCAUUGAAAAAAUGAAGAAAAAGUCUUUGGUAAACUCGUUGAAAUUCAUUCACAAUGGCAAAUGGUCGCUUUUUAAAUGAUUCACAGUGUGCGAAACAAAAAUUGGCUUGUUUUACACUAGAUGGAGCUGUUUGAAUUCAGCUUCGUCCGUUUAUGGUGAAAGAAAUAUUUUAUUGCUUGAAUAAAAAUGCUUUAUUAUUGUUUAA
This is a messenger RNA of Contarinia nasturtii (swede midge), 3599 nucleotides long. RefSeq names its product leucine-rich PPR motif-containing protein, mitochondrial-like. The transcript is spliced from 4 exons. Gene Ontology annotation, molecular function: protein binding. NCBI's taxonomy places the organism in Eukaryota, Metazoa, Arthropoda, Insecta, Diptera, Cecidomyiidae. Bases 77 to 3103 code for a protein of 1008 amino acids. The record is from RefSeq and is a predicted model, not a curated record.